Molecule: messenger RNA, 765 nt
Organism: Lasiosphaeria miniovina
Lineage: Eukaryota; Fungi; Ascomycota; Sordariomycetes; Sordariales; Lasiosphaeriaceae
Exons: 4
Coding region: 1-765 (254 amino acids)
Source: RefSeq, a predicted model, not a curated record
AUGACUGGCGUCGUCGUCCCGUCUAAGGCGGUGCUCGAGAUAUGGAAGAGGGUGCGAGACGACGCCGUGGAUACGGAACACGGCAAGUCGCACACAGUGUCAGCGACCUGCAUCGCAUACUCCGCGCUUCUGCAGGAACAAGAAGGUUGCGCUGUGGCACAGCUUGUGGCGAUGAUUGGUCAUCGAGAAUGCGCCGACGAGUCGGGAGUGAACACCAAGUUGAUCGUCUGCCUCGUCCUGCCGGCCCCAUUCAAAAAUAGCAGCCCGCCUGCCUCGGUACUAGAGACACAAUACGGCGCAGGCUCGAGAGCUCAAUCUCAGAUCUGCCUUGGGGCGCUGCACAAGCUAUAUUCUCGAGCGAGUAGCGAGCCCGCCGGCGUCAUCGAGAAGAAAAAUGCGCGUGUGCGUACCAGACCGCCUUUCGUGCGCGAAGUCCGCUUGACAGCCAACUAUCUUUUAGUGCUGUUGAUCCCGGGCCAGUUAUGGGGUCCCCCAGGCCUGUCAAAGAUCGGUCAACACAUGUCAACGGCGCAGAUCUGUCUACGACCGGCGAGAAGGCAGACGAUGCGGCCGAACAAAGGAGACCGGUGUGGUCUGUUCCACGACGGCAACUGGCGUACACAGUGGCGUGACCGGAAUCCGUUAUCUGAAGUACCGUGCAAUACACUAACUCCUAAUCUCGAGGUUGACAUCUGGGAGAAGACACUUCACGAUGACUGCAUGCGGCUCAAAAGCUCUGGCAGGGCUCACCGGCAAGACGUGUAG